GCUCGCAAAUAUCACUUCAGACGCCAAACAUUUGCAAAACCGGUGAUUUGUGCGCGAAUUUACUCGUACGAAAGUGAAAGACGAAUAAAAAUUAAUUGAAUCAGAAGAUGUCCUACAAACUCGAAGAGCUACCAAAUUCUCAUGGUCUACUUGGUGAAGGCCCUCACUGGGAUAUUGAAACACAAAGUCUUUAUUUCGUAGAUAUCGAUAACGCCAAACUAUUUCGCUAUGACUACGAACAAAAUAAAACCUACAGUGCCAUAGUUGAGGGUGAAAAUCUCGCCUCCUUUAUUAUACCCGUUGACGGGGAAAGUGGUAAAUUUGCUGUAGGUUGUGGACGUCGCGUUGCGGUUGUUGCUUGGGAUGGUGUAUCACCCAGCGCUAAAGUGGAACGCAUUGCCUAUUCAGUACAACCAGGCGAUGAAUUUUCUAGCAAUCGUAUAAAUGAUGGUAAAGCGGAUCCACGUGGGCGCCUUUUUGCUGGUACCAUGUUUCCUGAUAUCAUGACGAAGCGCACUGGUGAAUUGUAUAGAUUUGAGAAGGGUAAACCGGUUGCGCCCAUAAAAUCGGAAAUAGGUAUUUCCAAUGGGCUGGCUUGGAAUGAGAAGACAAAUAAAUUCUAUUAUAUUGACACAAUGGAUUUGGAGGUCAAGGAGUAUGACUACGAUUUUGAUACGGGUGUGCCCAGUAACCCAAAGGUUGUCUUCAAGCAUGCUGAACAUUGGCCUGAUGGUAUGACGAUUGACUCUGAAGGAAACAUUUAUAUUGCUACAUUCACAGGGCAUACUGUCUACAAAGUUAAUCCACGGACAUCUGAAAUACUUCAAGAAAUCAAGCUGCCUACCAAGCAAAUCACUUCCGUAGCUUUUGGUGGACCUAAUCUGGAUAUUUUAUUUGUAACUACGUCGGCGUAUUUCGAUCAACCAGCUCCAGCCGGAAAUACCUUUAAGGUUACUGGUUUGGGAGUUAAAGGAUUGCCAAUGUCGAAAGUGAAAAUUUAAAACUUGCAUUGCCAAACUUUAUUAGAUAUGCAAGAGUAAUCUCUUGAGCCUCUUUCCUCUUAAAUUAGUCUGAUAUCAGGCGUUUAAAUUUUGAAUAUAUCAGUAAAUAAAUAAUUUUGCUUAAAGCUUAUAAAAAA
Messenger RNA from Rhagoletis zephyria (snowberry fruit fly), 1138 nucleotides. Its product is annotated as regucalcin-like. Gene Ontology annotation, biological process: L-ascorbic acid biosynthetic process. Gene Ontology annotation, molecular function: calcium ion binding; gluconolactonase activity. The record is from RefSeq and is a predicted model, not a curated record. Lineage: Eukaryota; Metazoa; Arthropoda; Insecta; Diptera; Tephritidae.